Messenger RNA from Trichoplusia ni (cabbage looper), 1430 nucleotides. RefSeq names its product limbic system-associated membrane protein-like. The record is from RefSeq and is a predicted model, not a curated record. The coding region runs from base 210 to 1364 and encodes 384 amino acids. Lineage: Eukaryota; Metazoa; Arthropoda; Insecta; Lepidoptera; Noctuidae. Gene Ontology annotation, cellular component: neuron projection. The transcript is spliced from 9 exons.
AAAAUUAUAACAUCAUUUCAGGCCUAUCCAUAAAGCUAAUAGCAGUAGGAAUAAUCGUUUCCCCUUUCAUUGAAGCCAAUGUAAAUAAAUAAAUUAAACGUGCUCUAGACAAAUUAAAUGAAUGUUAGCCAAAUUAAAUGAACGGACCGAGUGAUAUCGUACAAUGUACUGUUUUGGGUGAAACCGUGUGAAUAGUUUAUGGAGACGGAAUGAAGAACGGAAAAACAUAUUUUUGGUCAAUGCUGCAGGCCCUGGCAUUGUUACCUACUAUGGCUUUAAAAGAUUCUCAAAUGACAACAAAGAAGUUUUCAGAAGAGCCAGAAUUUGAACGCCCGAUCGGCAACCACACUUUCUUCUUGGGAAGAGAAGCAAUAUUAGGUUGUGCUGUUACGAAUCUAGGAAAACAUAAAGUAGGCUGGCUAAGAGCAGAAGACCAGACGGUGCUAACUAUGCACGAGCGAGCGGUGCUUGGCGCGAGGUACUCAGUCCACAUGGAUGCUCCCAGGACGUGGCAGCUGAGGAUCCGUCCCCUGAGGGCAGAGGACCGCGGCUGCUACAUGUGCCAGAUCAACACGCAGCCCAGCAUGAAGUGGCAGAUUGGAUGCAUCGAUGUUUACGUGCCACCCGAUAUCAUGAGUGAUGAGACGUCAGGAGACGUGUCAGUGCAAGAGUUGGAGAACGCGACGCUGACGUGCAAGGCCACAGGGCACCCGCCUCCGAAGAUCACGUGGAGGAGAGAGGACCACGAGCCUGUACUGCUGAAAAAGCCACAGUCUAGAGACUUUGAUAAAGUGGAGAGCUACACAGGCAGUUCGUUGCCGCUGUGGCGCGUGGACCGCCGUCAGAUGGGCGCCUUCCUCUGCAUCGCCGCCAACGACGUGCCCCCGGCCGUCAGCAAGCGGAUCAUACUUAAUGUUAACUUCGCACCAACAGUGAAAGUGCCAAACCAGUUGCUAGGGGCUCCUUUGGGCACAGAUGUCAAACUGAAGUGCUACGUUGAGGCCCAUCCGAACACCAUCAACUAUUGGAUCAAGAAUAGAGGAGAAAUGUUACUGGAUGGACCCAAAUACACAAUCACGGAAGAGAAGGUCUCCUACCAGGUGACGAUGUGGCUGACCAUCAGGCAGUUCUCGAGAAGCGACAUCGGGACCUACAACUGUGUCAGCACCAACUCCCUCGGCAAGAGUGAGGGGACACUCAGACUUUACGAGAUAAAACUCAACUCGUAUUCAGAGGAUUUCGGCAAUCAGAUCAGCGUUGCCGGUGGUUUGACGGAGGCAGCAAAGGGUUGCGCGCGACGACUCCACUGGGAGCAGAUGUUGUUAAGCCUAAUGUUAUGUUUUAGCUUUGUGUACCUUACGUAGUCAUUGUAACUCUGUACAUAUUGUUAGGUCCCGAUUUGGGUGUGAUGGCGGGAGAUUUUUGGGUCU